Hibiscus syriacus is the source of this 532-nucleotide messenger RNA. RefSeq lists its product as uncharacterized. The coding region runs from base 1 to 417 and encodes 138 amino acids. Lineage: Eukaryota; Viridiplantae; Streptophyta; Magnoliopsida; Malvales; Malvaceae. The record is from RefSeq and is a predicted model, not a curated record. The transcript is spliced from 3 exons.
AUGCAAAGAUGUUUUUGGACGAACAAGCCCAUCCGAAGCACACCGACCUUAUUUUACCAUUUUGUUGUACUUGGAUUUUGGAAACCCAUCAGUUCCCUUUCUCUUAUCGGCUGCUCGGCGGCGACGAAAACGGCGGUAGCUUCGCAAGAACCAGGCAUCAACUCUUGGAAGCUAGUUUUCACUUUCACAUGGUUGGUUACUAAUUUCAGCUUUCACUUCCCUCGCACCAAGCUAUCACAUCUCACGCAUCGCCAUAAUCAAAGAAAAGUGCUGGGAAGAUCAUCCUGGAGAAGCAGAAGCCGAAAUUUUAUGGUGAACCUUGGAAGGUGCUCAAAGGUGAUGUACUCCCACCUAAUGAAUGAAAACCAAAAGAUUUUCUCGAGGAAAAGGAUGCUCGGACUCUUCAUUUUUCUUUAAGUGCUUGUGUUUGAUCCAUCUAUGUCGGAUAUAUAUACUCAUAUCCUAUGGUCACACUCGAAUCAAGUAAUAUAGGUUUAGUAUGCAAAUGGAAAGCAAUUCCCUUCUUUUUAUA